Dissoconium aciculare CBS 342.82 is the source of this 1770-nucleotide messenger RNA. RefSeq names its product putative conserved protein with signal peptide. Gene Ontology annotation, molecular function: calcium channel activity. Gene Ontology annotation, biological process: calcium ion import across plasma membrane. The annotation marks the transcript as partial. The transcript has a single exon. The record is from RefSeq and is a predicted model, not a curated record. Lineage: Eukaryota; Fungi; Ascomycota; Dothideomycetes; Mycosphaerellales; Dissoconiaceae.
ACCAAGAGGGAUGUGAAAGAGGUGCAAUUACAAGGCAAUGACAUUGGAACACCACAGGAUGCGACUACAGGAAGCAUAGCGAUCUGGCAAUACCCAAACAGAUUUCUAUUGUCAAAAAACGCGGAGCCUGGUGCGGUUCUCCCAAGCGCCUUCGGGGAUGCGGACACCAGUUCUGCUGCCGGCCGGGACGGACCAGCUCGAAAGAGUAGAGACACAUUAGCGAGGUCAACGGAUGAUCAAGUCAUAUUUUCACGGGAGAGCACCCUCGUCUCGAAACAGAUCUAUAUCUCCGCAAACACCUGCUCACAGCCUUUCUGGGUCGGCACAGGCGUGCAAGAUGUUGCUCCGCCACAAUUGACCCUCUACGUGUCCACAAAGUCUGGUAAACAAAAGCUCGGUCCUGACGGUGAUAACGAUUCACAGACUGUGCAUCCAUUCGUAGAUGGAUUCGUCAAUGCAUCUGUCAGCGCUUCUGGCGACUGGUACAUGGCAGUAUCCGCGCCCACCUUCUCCUCCAGUUUUAAAGGACAGUGGAACUACCAGCUGGCAGUGUCCAUUGAUGACUAUUUUCACGGAGCACACCAGGAAGCCACGAGCGACUUCCUGCACCUUGUCGACACGGACAUGGAUGCCGCUUUGCUGAUAUCAGGCAGACUGGGUAAUAACAACGCUUCAGACUCAGAAUUGUAUCAAAAAUGGAUGAAACUCAACCCUCCAUUUGUCAUGUUUGCCAUGAACGAAAAUGUCACCAGCUAUAUGGGCGUGGAGAGCUCAUUCUGUGGCCUUCGAAAUGCUGUCAGAAAUGGCGCUCAAGUGCAGGCAGAUCAGAAGGAUCUCGGUGGCAAAACGAGUAAUGUGCAAAUGCAGAUGAGUUCCCGUGGCAUUGGAAAUUACCCUCGACAACAAUUUUACAUAACACAGCUUAACAGCUCCAGUUCUUACCGGGGCUACAUAGCCAUGGAAGGCGAUUCUGCUAAAGUGGGCAACGGGGUUGUCGGUGGUGGCGGCAGGAUCUGGCCUCCCAUGCGCUUCACGACCAAGACCGACGGCAAUUGUCAGCUGCUUUUCGACCUUCCUUUUUGCGAUGGAGUGGCAUAUGCAGUACCUGCAAACCCACAGGGCAAGAAUACUGCCCUGACCACGUUUGAAGGGCUCAAGCACUUUUAUGAUAAUUACACGUCGUUUUGGUACGACAAUUUUGCAAAGAGCCUUCAGGUUCUGCCGUGCAACACCACGUCGAACGCACAGUACUCGCUGGCCAAGGACUGCAAGUCGUGUGCAGCUGCGUAUAAAGAAUGGCUUUGUGCGGUGUCCAUUCCCCGAUGCGAGGACUUUAGCAAUCCCGCCAAACACCUGCAGAUUCGUAACGUGGGUCAACCAUUCUACAACAACAACUCGAUGCUGGAAGAUAGUUUCCUACAACAAAAUUACCAACCCAUGCACAAGGCGCCUACAGUUGAGGGCACUAUUGCAUUCCAGCAGACAUACAUAUCGAGUUUCGCCACCAAUCAAUCUCGGAACCCGACGAUCGAUUUGAACAUUGCGCCUGGGCCGUACAAGGAAGUCAAACCUUGUGAAGACCUAUGUUUCAGUCUGAUGCAGAGCUGUCCUGCAGCGCUGGGUUUCUCAUGCCCGUAUGAAGGCCGUGGAUUGGAUGUCAGCUACGGCAAACGUGGGCCACCAGGCACUGUGGAAUGCAGCUAUUUGGGUGCAUAUUACCAUCAAAGCGCUGCACUACGUUCGUUUGUGCCUCCGACUUCAGCUCUUCUU